AUGCCUGUGUGCGAUGGAGAUUGGACAAAGUUUCUUCCUUUCCGUCGGCUGGCAGCCAUCAGGAUUCGUGUGCUCCACCAUGGUGGCCACAAGCGCCCUGUGCCUGAGGGUUGGAACUAUAGCAAGCCGGUCCAUCAUAGUAUUAACCAGCUCAAGUUUGCACGGAGCCUGCAGUCUGUGGCCGAGGAACAAGCGGGGCGUCACUGUGGGGCUCUGCGAGUCCCGAACUCUUACUGGGUUGGUGAAGAUUCCACAUACAAGUUUUUUGAGGUGAUCCUCAUUGAUCCAUUGCACAAAGCUAUCAGAAGAAACCCUGACACCCAAUGGAUCACCAAGCCCGUCCACAAGCACAGGGAGAUGCGUGGGCUGACUUCUGCAGGCCACAAGAGUCGUGGCCUUGGCAAGGGCCCCAAGUUCCACCACACGAUUGGUGGUUCUCCCGGUGCAGCCUAA
Messenger RNA from Ochotona curzoniae (black-lipped pika), 453 nucleotides. Its product is annotated as 60S ribosomal protein L15-like. Gene Ontology annotation, molecular function: RNA binding; structural constituent of ribosome. The transcript is spliced from 2 exons. Gene Ontology annotation, biological process: cytoplasmic translation. Gene Ontology annotation, cellular component: ribosome; cytosolic large ribosomal subunit. The record is from RefSeq and is a predicted model, not a curated record. NCBI's taxonomy places the organism in Eukaryota, Metazoa, Chordata, Mammalia, Lagomorpha, Ochotonidae. The coding region runs from base 1 to 453 and encodes 150 amino acids.